GUUCGGCAUGAUAUGAGGGCGGCGGGGAGAAAGCGGUAGAACUGAACGUCGGGGGCGAGCGGGAUCUCUGGCUGCAAAGUGGUAGGUAGCCCUUCCUACUAUGAGAGCUGCUCGGCCGAGAGUCAAGGCCGACCGGGAUAAGCGAUAGGCAGCUCUACCUACUACGCUGCUUAGAGCAAAUGGACACCGCCUCUGGUCGGAACUGAUGGAGGCCCCUCUCUACAACGAGACUUGCAUGCUUAAGCAAGUAGCUGGAGCGGAAGCCAUUGGGGCGGCUCCCCGCCACCACGAGAGCAUCCUGCCUGUAAGCAAGCAGCUGGAGCGGAAGCCAUGGGGCGGCACUGUGGGAAUCGUCCCCGCCACUAUGAGAGCAGCCUGCUCCGCAAACCAGGCAGGCAGCGCCAUCUGCUCCCUAUACUACGAGAGGUGCUAGCUUAAGCAAGGAUGUGAUUUCAUUGAGAGCAACUGUACCAGCAAGGAAGACCAUUAUGGCAUCUGGGACGUAUUGCGUGGCCAUCAACGGAUGCCUCUCUAUUACGUCAGCUACCUGCUUAAGCAAGCAUGACCAUUAGUGAAGCAAGUAGGACCAACGAGGGCGUUUGGGAUGUGAUUGCCACUAUCGGAUGCGCCUCUGCUACGUCAGCUACCUGCUUAAGCAAACAGGAGACGGCCCGUGAGCGAUUAAGCAAGUAGGAGGGAUACAGAUUAGAGCCACGUGGAUUUUUCAAAUUCCAAGUAAGACCAUGGUAAAGCGAUUGUCGUUGGAGGGUGGUUAGUGCAAGCCAAAUUGAUCUGACCAAUAAGGUGAGUGUAAGGGG
This is a messenger RNA of Linum trigynum, 818 nucleotides long. The record is from the annotation of a GenBank genome assembly. NCBI's taxonomy places the organism in Eukaryota, Viridiplantae, Streptophyta, Magnoliopsida, Malpighiales, Linaceae.